AUGGAUACGUCUUUUCAGGUCGAAGAUGGUAAGCUGGCAGAACAAGAAGACUUGGAAGCUCAAGAACGAGCGAGAAUUGAGGAUUUUUUUUUAGAUCCCGUGGACCGGGAGGUAUUUCCACUAAAUGCCCCUGAAACCCCAAUUACUCGUUCCUAUCCAUCCACUGAGAUACCAACAGUGGAAGAGAGUGUUUCAUUGAUGACUGGGGCAUUCAUCGCAGCCUGGCGGGACAGGAAUUAUAUGCGGGAGGUGUAUGAGUUAAGAAAUUUACCGAGGCCACCAGCCCAAGGACUGGCACCACUCUCCUAUAAGUGGCUGACACUAAACACGUACUCUGGAAUGAUGCAAUCCAGAGAACAACAGACUCCCGGGGACUCGCAGGUUGAAGCAGGUAUCAUACAUGAUACUGAAAAUGCAGAUCCAAGUGAUCAGUUGCAAGGAAGGGGAGAAUAUGAUCUAUGCUCUACAGAUCAACAGAAGAGUGAACAUCGAACAUCUUGGUUUGUUCGACUCUUUUGUCGUGGGGCCACAUCUGGUCCAAAGAAAGUCAAACAAGAAAAGGAAACGAAAGGCAUUAAAGGAUUCCUAUCCCAGGUCAGAAGAGUUUUGGGGAGAAAAUGA
Messenger RNA from Magallana angulata, 621 nucleotides. RefSeq lists its product as uncharacterized. The record is from RefSeq and is a predicted model, not a curated record. Lineage: Eukaryota; Metazoa; Mollusca; Bivalvia; Ostreida; Ostreidae. The coding region runs from base 1 to 621 and encodes 206 amino acids. The transcript is spliced from 8 exons.